ACACGUCUCUGAUUGGUUCCUUCCCGCUAAUGUUUUUGUUUACAAAUUUGAAUCCCCGCCAUUCUCGACGAUUGCACGAGUGCCAGUGUUAGGGUGUUAUUUUGGCAUUUGCUAGCGAUGCAUAUGAAGUUACCGUGAAUUUUCUGAGAUAUUUGUUUGAUACUUGUUUACCAUGCCUGUUGAAGCCAUACAAGAUUACGAUGCUGCAUUUGAAAGUUUCGACCAAAAGAUUUCCCAGAACAGACAGACAUUGGUGAAAAUUUAUGGGGAUACAUUGAAUCAGGUCACUGCAGCCUGCCAGCAUGAACUAAAUGUUAUCAAUAAAAUUGCAGGUGAAGUGACAGAGUUGCAGAAGAAGAUUUCCAGUAUUCGUGAAGAUAUUGAGUCUGUCUGCACUGACAAAGAUCGUGCAGGAAGAGAGAAGCAAAAGCUGCAGCACGAGUAUAAUGAGUUGAAUCUUCUUAUCAAUGAAAAGAUUCAUGAAAAAGAUAAGCUCAGAGAGAUGCUGAAUCAGCAGGAGCAAAGAGUGAAAGAAAAAGAACAGUUGGUGGAAUAUGACGAACGCAAGAAUCAGGAGAAACUUAGCAAUAUGGAAAAGGGAGUUCUUUUUUAUCAGACUCACUUAGGAUUGAAGGUACAACGUACACGACAUGAUACACUUGUAUUUGUAUUUACUCAGGUAAAUCGCUUAGAUCCCAGCAGAGAAUACAUGCUUGAGCUGACAUUAGAAAAUGAUAGAUAUUGCCUUGUGAAGACUGAACCUCCGAUUGAAAAUCUGAAAGAAUUAGAGGAAAAACUUAACAAAACCAACAAUUUUUCUGGUUGCAUAGUUCACAUUCGAAAUCUUUUUCAGAACAUGGAUGAGUGAUGUGCCUUAGCAGUAUCAGCCUGCAUUUGAGUAAUAUUUUUGAGAAAAUGUUUAGUGUUUUGUAAAUAAAAGGAUUUUUUGAACAUUUCUCUGCAUUAAGUCAUACCACUUCUUUUUAAGCAUUUGUGUGUGUGUAGUGUAUAGUUGUGUGCGUGAACAGACAGCAUGCAUGCUAAUGUCAAAAUGCCUAUGGACAAAUUUCUUAAUGGACAUAAUGCCUAAUGACAAAAAUAAGUUACAAAAAAGUAAAAGGUCUUAUGGAAACAAGUUGAAACAUGGUGAGAAAGAUAUAUUUGCCAGAAAAAAACAAUAACAAAGAUAUAUAAAAAGCACAUGAUUGAAUAUUGCAAUGAAUAAAAUAGUAUUUUUGUCAUUAAGUAUAUAUAUUAGUUUUACCAGACCACUGAGCGUAAUUAAUUAAUAGCUCUUAGGGCUGACCCGAAGGAUUAGAUUUUUUUUACAUGACUAGAAACCCGUUGGUUUCUCAGCAAUGGGACCUACAGCUUAUUGUGGGAUCUGAACCACAUUAUAUCGCCAUUAAACACAAAGUGAAGGUUAUUGAAUUAUAAAUUAUACACUGUCGACCGUAAAUAAGCUAAAUUUGUACUUUUAUUGUGAGUUGCAUUCUUUCAUUUAUUCUAAUAUAUUUUUUAUUCUUGCAAUAUUCUCUCUUUAGGACAAGUGUUGUUGAAUCACUUCCUCAUUAUCUUGUUUGAUUUUUUCCAUUAGUUUUUCCAUGGUUGGGUGAGUGACACUAACUCUUAUUUAAGCCAUGAUGCCAUUCUUCAAGAGAAUUAUUGGUCCUUGGUAGGUCUAGCUCGAUUCUGUUGUAAGCACGCCACAUUUCAAUAUUGAAUGCUGGCCGUCUCCAUUGACCUCACUGAGUGAAGGCAAGCCAGGUUAUUUUGAAGUAUUCUAAGAAGGCACUUGUAAACUUCAUCUGUAUCAAGGUCAAAUGAUCACAUAAAAUCUUUAAAUCAGUAAUAUCUUGUCAUGAAACAUAGGAUAAUACUUUUAUUUGUUUUACAUUACGAGAGAAUUUUCCAGGUCUGUAUACGUACCAGCCUUGUAAACCAAGGUUUUGAAUUUUCCACCAAAGACACUGGCUUCGUGAAAGAAGCAACCAUGGACAGAUGAAUCUUGAAAACAUUUUCUUUAGCUGUUAAUUGCUGCUUGUUCAAGAUCCACUGUAACUGACUAAUUAAAGGUUUUGUCCUUGGAGAAACUCAAAUAUUUCCUCUUAGAUUUUAUCAUCUUUAUUAGAUGUAAUACAGUAGACUGUUGGUAACAUUUUACUGGUGUCAACAACACCAUGAUUUGUAUAAAACUUUUCUAAUUGGCACAUUGUCACCUUUUUUUAAUUCUUAAAAUUUCCAAAUUCCUUGUAGUUGAGUAAAUAUACAGUUUCUGGUUUGUAUAGUAGAAAAUCAUCACCUCUUGUCACAGUUAAAUUUUCAUUUGCAUUUGCUCCCACUUGCACGUCUUACCUACGUCUUAGCAAGUCUUAGAGGCACAGAACUGCAUUAUGUUAAUGGUAAAUGUAUUGUGCAGUGAUUAGUGACGGAAGUUGUGGCUUCAUUAGAUUGUAGUGUUUGUUCUUGUAUGCUUUCAGUAGCUUUCAGAGCAGUGAUAUGUGCUUCAUUGGAUGUAUGUGAAUCUAUUCGAGAGUUUCUGAAUCUCAUUGUAACAUGUAAUAAUACGGGCUCUGCAACAAUCCCAUUUUUAACAUCUCUGAUAUAUGUGAUUUUCCUUUUUUCUUUUUACAUACGCGAAGCCUUUAUGUAAAAGUUUUUUGCCCCCUUUAUGACCAGUAACGAACUCCAUUUUUAACCAAAGGGCUUAUGACGAAAUUUUAUUUAAAUGAGAAAGAAAGAACACACUUCUGAAACGAAAGUACCUACUAUCCACAGUUAUGGUUAUUAGGUAUUUUACCUAAUAAGUAUUUUGGUCAUUAGCACCUUAUCUGAAAAGUUGGUCCUUUGCUUGUCCAAUAGGCAUUUUGACUUGAGGCAAUCUGUCCUAAAUACCUGGAUUUUUAUGUAACUUUUAGAUAUAAAUUAAAGGAAACAAUCAUAUCUUAAAAUUUCUUCUAUAUCUAUCUUUUUGAUAAAUUAUUGGUUUCCAAUUUUGUACAAAUUAUCUCCGAAAUAUAUUUGUCAGUGACUGAUGCC
Macrobrachium nipponense is the source of this 3039-nucleotide messenger RNA. Its product is annotated as kinetochore protein Spc25-like. Gene Ontology annotation, biological process: chromosome segregation. Gene Ontology annotation, cellular component: Ndc80 complex. The coding region runs from base 173 to 868 and encodes 231 amino acids. The record is from RefSeq and is a predicted model, not a curated record. NCBI's taxonomy places the organism in Eukaryota, Metazoa, Arthropoda, Malacostraca, Decapoda, Palaemonidae. The transcript is spliced from 6 exons.